Molecule: messenger RNA, 3729 nt
Organism: Onthophagus taurus
Lineage: Eukaryota; Metazoa; Arthropoda; Insecta; Coleoptera; Scarabaeidae
Source: RefSeq, a predicted model, not a curated record
CGACGCCGGCGGCGUCGUCGGUAGGCGUUGCGGCGGUCGGCGCGUGCCCAGCCUGCGCCUAGCGAACGGCCGCGUGGCCGCCGCUCAGUCCGAGGAGGAGAUUCGGUCGCCGCCGCAGCAGCAGCAACCGCCGCCGCCGCGACGGCUCGCCAAAGAUGACUCGAUCAAAAUCAGCAUCGAGAAUACGAACACGUGUACCGACUCGCUGGUGACCGCGUUAGACGACGAGACGCUCCUCAUCACCGACUUCCUGCCCAACGACAACAACAGCAUGGCCAUGAACUACAAAGGUGGUAGCGGCAAGGUCCACUUCGGCGUUGACGACGUCUCCUUGUACGGGACGCCGAAGGAGGAACCAGGACCUACGCCGCUUGGAUCGGCCGCGGCUGCCGCCGGUCAGGAUGGCAAGCAGAGCUUCCUCAAGAACCAGCUACAAGCGCUCUUCCAGCCGACGGACAACAAGCUUGCGAUGAAGCUUUUCGGCUCGAAGAAAGCGCUCAUGAAGGAGCGCAUACGGCAGAAGGCCUCCGGACAUUGGGUCAUACACCCGUGCUCCAGCUUCCGAUUUUAUUGGGACUUAUGCAUGUUACUGUUAUUGGUAGCAAAUCUUAUCAUAUUGCCGGUUGCCAUUAGUUUUUUCAAUGACGACUUAAGUACUCGAUGGAUUGCCUUCAACUGUUUGUCCGAUACAAUAUUCCUAAUCGAUAUCGUUGUCAAUUUUAGAACAGGUAUAAUGCAACAGGAUAACGCAGAACAAGUGAUCCUAGAUCCGAAACUUAUUGCCAAGCACUACUUGAGGACGUGGUUUUUCCUAGACCUCAUAUCGUCCAUUCCCUUAGACUAUAUAUUUCUUAUAUUUAAUCAAUUCCAGGAUUUUGGCGAAAGUUUUCAAUUGUUACACGCGGGCCGCGCAUUGCGCAUUCUAAGGCUCGCGAAAUUGUUGUCCCUUGUGAGGCUGCUGAGGCUGUCUCGUCUCGUACGAUAUGUUAGCCAAUGGGAAGAAGUUUAUAUCUUGCAGAACCUCCAAAAAAAGCGAACGGAACGACGGGGGCGCCUUAGUUCGGAUCUCGACAAGUCUAAAUACAGCAAAAGCAAUCUAAUAUUCAAGUUUCUGAACAUGGCCAGCGUAUUCAUGCGAAUAUUCAAUCUCAUUUGUAUGAUGCUGCUCAUCGGCCAUUGGUCUGGAUGUCUUCAGUUCUUAGUGCCGAUGUUGCAGGGAUUCCCUCCACAUUCUUGGGUUGCAAUUAACGAACUUCAAGAAGCGAACUGGUUGGAGCAAUACUCGUGGUCUUUAUUCAAAGCUAUGUCACAUAUGCUUUGUAUAGGAUACGGACGUUUCCCUCCUCAAUCAUUGACAGAUAUGUGGCUAACAAUGCUCUCUAUGAUAUCAGGAGCCACUUGUUAUGCUCUCUUUUUGGGCCACGCAACGAAUCUCAUUCAAAGCUUGGAUUCUUCAAGAAGACAAUACAGAGAAAAAGUGAAACAAGUUGAAGAAUACAUGGCAUAUAGGAAAUUACCAAGAGAAAUGAGACAACGUAUCACCGAAUACUUCGAGCAUCGAUACCAAGGAAAAUUCUUCGACGAAGAGUGUAUCUUAGGAGAAUUAUCGGAAAAAUUACGCGAAGACGUCAUUAACUACAAUUGCAGAUCGUUGGUGGCAUCGGUGCCAUUCUUUGCCAAUGCAGACUCGAAUUUCGUUUCGGACGUAGUUACAAAACUAAGAUAUGAAGUCUUCCAACCAGGUGAUAUUAUAAUAAAAGAAGGAACCAUUGGUGCCAAGAUGUACUUCAUUCAAGAAGGAAUCGUGGACAUCGUAAUGGCAAAUGGUGAUGUAGCGACGAGUUUAUCAGACGGGUCAUAUUUCGGCGAAAUCUGUUUGUUAACAAACGCAAGGAGAGUAGCUUCCGUGAGAGCGGAAACUUACUGUAAUCUCUUUUCCCUAUCUGUCGAUCAUUUUAACGCCGUUCUGGAUCAGUAUCCCUUAAUGAGGAGGACGAUGGAAUCGGUGGCGGCGGAGAGGUCAGUGCGUUGGUUGAACAAAAUAGGAAAAAAUCCAAACUUGGUGGCACACAGGGAAGAGGAUUUGGGCAGCGAGAGCAAAACGAUAAACGCCGUGGUAAAUGCUUUAGCCGCGGAAGCGGAUAACGUCAACAUGUCGGACGAAUCAGUGGCAAGACUUCAUGCAAGCGAUCGAAGUUUAAACGAUCUUGGCAGGACGCUGCAAAAACUUACGUUGCCGAGACCAAAAUCGGAGAACAACUUCGCCUCGCAAGAUAUACCAUUGCAAAGGACGAAUGGACACAACGGCAGACCGUCAUUUCACAAAUCGGACACGUUUCACAAGGAAUCGGCGUUUCAAUGACGUCACUCUACGCACUAGUGCUCAUCGUAUUAUCAUACUGCAUCUCGUAACCUCACUAUCUAAUAGAAAAUUUCUAGUUUUUCUAAAAAAAUAAUUCUUCAAAUGUGACCUGACAAAAAAAUAUCUAUCCAAUUCUAAUCUAUUUUAAUUUUCUCUAAUUUUCUUUAAGCAAAACCUAAAGAUAUUUAAUUAGAGCGAUUCAAUUAGAUGUAUACUAAGUGAUUUAUUAAAUCAUUGGAAUCAAACACCAAUAAUUUAAACAAACUGAAUCACUGGAUAUACAUAAUAUUUAUCUUGUUUUUAGUGUUUAAUAUGAAAUGUCCUUCAUCCCAUAACUCUCACCACGCUGUGUAGAUUCUACCAUCCAAUCAUUUCAACCUCUAAUAAAGAAUUACCAAAAUCUGUACCUACCUUAAUCCUUCUGAAACGCAGAUGAAAUAAGAGUACUGGUGCGUGCACAACAAAUUCGUUUUUAAGGAAAAAGAAGAAUAAAAAACGGUUUGUUGAUGAAAUUAAAGCAAUACGUGUGCGAAAAAAAAGGACACUUAAAAAAGUAUAUAAGUAAUAUAUACAUAAAAAUAUUAUUAUAAAAAAAUGAGAGUAAAAAAAUAAGAAACCGCUAGAAUAUUGUGCAAUAUUAGAUGAUACUAAUUUUAAGUUUUAGCUUAAAAAACAAUUAGGUGCUCAAAUGAACUACGAUAAUAUACAUAAAUAUAUUAUUAAAAAAUAGUGUAUACACCGAAACCGAAUCCGAAAAAGAACGCGUCGCGACGCCAAAAACUUUAAAAGCACCGCCGAAUUAAAUAAAUUUGAAAAAAGAGAAUGGAAACGACAAAAAUUCAGAAUAAGCGUAACAAAGGCCUUAGAUAUCGCAAAGCAAUUAACGUAAAAAUAAAAUUUGGUAGGCUGUGAUCGCCAUAGUCUCUUGUAUAGUAACGUUUUUAAGCAUGAGUUGCGUUGAUUCAAAUAAAUUGUGAGUAUUUUCGGUCGCGACCAAUCUCUUUGUUUCUAGAUUUCGCGCGGUGCUUUUUAACUAAUUCGCCUUGAAUAUACGCCAUACCUCAUGCACAUGAAAAUAAAACAUUUAUUCAACACUUAUACAUUAAGAAGGCCAUCUGCCAUCGCGACGCGAACUUAAUAGCGGCGGCCAUAUUUGCACACACAAAAAGUAAAAUCAAGAAAAUAAAUAAUUAAAAACACUUGUUGCUAUUGAACAAAAUGUAAAGUACAUAAAUGAGAAUCUCUUGCCCUGACUCUAUAGAUGAAAAUGAUUUUGUUUAUUUCGUUUAAAUGAUUGAAGAAUUGGCCUAAUUUAUAUUAAUCUAUUAAGGUAAACAAGAAAUUAAAUUAAGUACCACUUAGACAUU